AUAUAAACUGUUUAGUACCUCGAAUCGCCGGCAACGACCACUACCUUGGAACUCUCUAGGUCGUCUAUCCAACGAUAUAUCAAACAAAAUACUUCCCAAGGAUGGAUAGGGAAGAUGGAAGCAGCUCCAAGAGGCGGAAGUUAGAUUUUAAUCCUCUCCGCUCUGACGACCGCUACUCUUCUCUCCCAAACCGGAGUCAUCCUUCUCGACCACACGGCCGCUUCCAACAUGGCUCCAACUCGCGCGCUUCCACUCCUCGCGCUCAGUCUCACUAUGCAUCAACUCCCAAACAACAAGAAUUCGAUGGCCCGGAACCGCAGGUGAGCUUAGAGGAACAGAACGCUCUCGACCGAGACUGGUACGCAGGCGAUGAAACCGGUCAUACCUUCGGCGAUGACUCCCAUAAUCCAUUUGGAUCGUACGAUACCUCGUGGGUCGAACAGCAACAGCGGGAAGCCGAGAUGAUCGAGAAGAAGGCCGGGAAACAUAUGAAUGCGCGUCAACUACAAAGACAAAAGGACAAUGAUGCUUGGGAAACUAAUCGCAUGCUUACGUCUGGUGUUGCCCAACGACGAGGUUUAGGCGAUGAUUUCGACGAGGAUAACGAGGGGACUCGCGUUCAUUUACUUGUUCACGAUCUUAAGCCUCCCUUUUUAGACGGACGCACCGUGUUUACCAAGCAGCUGGAACCCGUACCUGCCGUCAAGGACUACCAGAGUGACAUGGCCGUAUUCAGUCGCAAAGGUAGCCGCGUGGUGAAGGAAAGGAGGCAGCAAAGGGAACGACAACGACAAGCCCAGGAGGCUACUAAUAUGGCAGGUACCGCGCUUGGAAAUCUUAUGGGCGUGAAGGAGGACGAGGGCGACAGUGCUCUGCCAAUAGCCACCGAAGAAGACGCCCCGAAGUCUGGAGCCAACAAGUUCAGCGAGCACAUGAAAAAGAAUGACGGCGCAAGUGCGUUCAGUCAGAGCAAGACAUUGCGAGAACAGAGGGAAUUUCUGCCUGCAUUCGCCGUGCGAGAGGAUCUAUUAAGAGUCAUCAGGGACAACCAAGUUGUCAUCGUGGUUGGUGAGACUGGUUCGGGAAAGACGACACAACUGACGCAGUUUCUAUACGAAGAAGGUUACGGAGAACGUGGCCUCAUAGGUUGUACACAACCCCGACGAGUUGCAGCCAUGAGUGUAGCGAAACGAGUGGCCGAGGAGAUGGAGGUGAAACUAGGCAGUACGGUUGGUUAUGCUAUCCGAUUCGAAGACUGCACUAGCAAAGACACUGUCAUCAAAUACAUGACGGAUGGUGUUCUGCUUCGAGAAUCGCUCAACGAACGAGAUUUAGAUCGCUACUCCUGCGUAAUCAUGGACGAGGCCCACGAGCGAGCCCUGAACACGGACGUACUGAUGGGACUUUUCAACAAGAUACUACAGCGCCGAAGAGACCUCAAGCUGAUAGUCACCUCAGCUACCAUGAACUCGAAACGGUUCUCGGAUUUCUUUGGCGGAGCGCCCGAGUUCACCAUUCCAGGUCGGACUUUCCCCGUUAAUAUCAUGUUCCAUAGGUCUCCGGUCGAAGACUACGUUGAUCAAGCUGUUCAGUCAGUGCUUUCAAUUCACAUAUCACAGGACCCUGGUGAUAUUUUAGUGUUCAUGACAGGUCAGGAAGAUAUCGAGUGCACCUGCGAGUUGGUACGAGAGCGUCUCGAUGCUCUGAAAGAUCCACCCAAGCUCAGUAUUCUUCCAAUCUACAGUCAAAUGCCUGCAGAUCUCCAAGCCAAGAUUUUCGAUCGGGCGCCGCCUGGUGUUCGGAAAUGUAUCGUGGCUACGAACAUCGCAGAAACUAGUUUGACAGUCGACGGUAUCAUGUAUGUGGUAGAUGCAGGAUAUUCUAAAUUAAAGGUGUAUAACCCUCGGAUGGGCAUGGAUACGUUGCAGAUCACGCCAAUAUCGCAAGCGAACGGUGGUCAGCGAGCAGGUCGUGCAGGUCGAACGGGCCCUGGCAAAGCAUUCCGGUUGUACACUGAGAAGGCCUUCAAGGACGAACUCUAUAUCCAGACAAUCCCCGAAAUUCAAAGGACGAAUCUUAGCAACACGGUGCUACUGCUCAAAUCUCUAGGUGUCCGAGACUUGCUUGAUUUCGAUUUCAUGGACCCGCCCCCACAAGAUACCAUCACCACUUCUCUCUUCGACCUGUGGGCCCUAGGCGCGUUAGAUAACCUUGGAGAACUGACAGACCUAGGAUCUAAGAUGAAUGCCUUUCCAAUGGAUCCAUCUUUAGCGAAGCUUCUUAUCAUGUCCGAAGAGUAUGGCUGUAGCGAGGAGAUGGUGACAAUUGUCUCCAUGUUAUCUGUUCCCAACGUCUUCUACCGUCCGAAGGAGCGGCAAGAAGAGUCAGAUGCUGCACGCGAAAAGUUCUUCGUUCCCGAAUCUGAUCACUUAACCUACCUCCAUGUGUAUUCUCAAUGGAAAACGAACGGCUAUUCGGAUGGUUGGUGUACGCGUCAUUUUCUACACCCGAAGUCCCUACGCAGGGCCAAGGAAAUCCGGGAUCAGCUUCUCGACAUCAUGAAGAUGCAAAAGAUGCAAAUGAUCAGUUGCGGUACAGACUGGGACAUCAUUCGCAAGUGCAUCUGCUCGGGCUACUAUCAUCAAGCAGCCAAAGUCAAGGGUAUCGGGGAGUAUAUCAACUUGCGCACAUCGGUCACCGUACAACUCCAUCCCACAAGCGCCCUCUACGGUCUCGGCUUCUUGCCAGACUACGUUGUCUACCACGAACUCAUCCUGACUUCAAAAGAGUACAUGUCCACAGUAACAUCUGUCGACCCCCACUGGCUUGCCGAGCUAGGGGGCGUGUUCUAUUCCGUAAAGGAGAAAGGUUACUCGGCUCGGGAGAAGCGCAUUACCGAAACAGAGUUCAAUCGCAAGAUGGAGAUAGAGGCCAAGAUGGCGGACGACAAGAGGAAAUAUGAAGAACAAAAGAAACAAGAAGAAGAACGUGCAGCGAAGAAGCCGGCAGCAGCAAAGAAUGGGACGAAAAAGAUCAUAACUUCCGGUGCGGUGAAGAAGCCCGUGGCUAAGAGGAAAGGAAGGGGGUUCUAGUAGAGGUUGCUAAAAACGUCUGGAAUGCCUUGAUAUCAUAUCUUUGUAAUGAUAUGGAAUUAGGGUUAUGUUACAGCUUAUGUGAAUACAGUCUAUGUUCCUUCGUUUGCUGGUUUGUCGAGGCUACAUGUUGGAUACUCUAUACUUGUCACUCAUCCCUCAUCUCCGUACCUCGAAGCGGGCCUCCCCUUCUUGCACGUCUCUGGCUUCUUUGUCCAGUCUAACGACAUGAGCAUGAGUCGGGCCUCUGUCAAGUUCCUUCAGAAACGAUUUGAUGGAGUCUUCAUCUCCUUGGGCCUCGCCUUCAACUUUUCCAUUCUCGGUAUUUCGACACCAUCCGGUGAUGUUGUGCUCGGCUGCUUUCUUAUGUGCGAAAUAGCGGUAGCUCACGCCUGUCGUAUUGUGACGUCAGUCUUCUAGUCUGUAUCUAUAUAGUCCGCUACCUAUUAUGACGGAGUUGAAGUCGUUCAUACCUUGCACUCGGCCGUGGGCUAGGAAGUAGACCUGAAUCCAUUUAGUCCAUGAUCACGAUUUUAGACUUUUCUGCAAUAGAAUCUCACAUACUCUUUGUGACAUCUUGAGGUUUUAAUUGCGAUGUAGUAGUGGAUUGGUAGAUUACAUAUGGGAAUGCGUACAGUAUGCAGGGUUUGGCUUUAGCAUGUGCAA
Messenger RNA from Annulohypoxylon truncatum, 3758 nucleotides. Its product is annotated as P-loop containing nucleoside triphosphate hydrolase protein. Gene Ontology annotation, molecular function: ATP binding; RNA binding. Bases 102 to 3092 code for a protein of 996 amino acids. The record is from RefSeq and is a predicted model, not a curated record. The transcript has 2 exons. NCBI's taxonomy places the organism in Eukaryota, Fungi, Ascomycota, Sordariomycetes, Xylariales, Hypoxylaceae. Gene Ontology annotation, biological process: mRNA splicing, via spliceosome. Gene Ontology annotation, cellular component: intracellular anatomical structure; spliceosomal complex.